Messenger RNA from Nymphaea colorata (pocket water lily), 2870 nucleotides. RefSeq names its product disease resistance protein At4g27190-like. The transcript has a single exon. NCBI's taxonomy places the organism in Eukaryota, Viridiplantae, Streptophyta, Magnoliopsida, Nymphaeales, Nymphaeaceae. Gene Ontology annotation, molecular function: ADP binding; protein binding. The record is from RefSeq and is a predicted model, not a curated record. Bases 257 to 2674 code for a protein of 805 amino acids.
GCAGUGUCCCGCGAAAUUGCCUUUUGUUCUUUUGUUCUUUGUUCUGUUCAUCUUCCUCCGACGCCACUGUUGACUGCCCAUGCCUUGAACCAUGAAGAGGUUGGUCUUGCCUCUGAAGAUUGAUGCGAUUUGUCCGGAAGAAAGGUGAAGGAUGAAUAGGCCAUAUUUCUUUCGAUGACAAAGUCUUCAGAAGGAGGGCUUCCCCAUUUUUCGUCUUGACAUAAACUGAACAAAUCGAGCAGCAGAAACUACGUUGAUGGACGUGAUCGACGACAAACUCAGAAGGAUUUAUGAUGGCGAGGCGUCAAAUCGAGAAGAUUAUUUAGCCACAGAGAUUCCUGCCAUACCAUUGGAUGGCCAAGAAGGGGCACCUGCGAUGAUACAGAGGGUCCUGAGCUAUUUACAAGAUGGAACUAUUACCAUGAUUGGCAUCUAUGGAAUGGGAGGAGUGGGCAAGACCACCCUCGUGAAGCAUGUCUUCAACCAAGUUGGUGGGUUCGAUUACAUGUGGUUCAUCACUGUUUCCAAAGAGCCCAACUAUCAAAGGAUUCAGUCCAGCAUUGCUAGAGAUUUGGGUAUCUCUGAAUAUGAAUGCUAUGGAACAGAGGAAAGGGCAGACCAAGUGUUCCAAAGAUUAAAGGAGAGGAAGUACCUAUUAAUCCUAGACGAUGUUUGGGCUGGUUUUGAACUGCAUGAGUUGGGAAUUCCAAAUCCCUCUAGAGAUAAUUUAUCCAAAGUUGUGAUGGCAAGCAGAUUUCUCCAUGUGUGCGAUACCAUGGAGGCGGACAUAAGUCUAAAGGUUGAAGUUAUGUUCGAGGACGACGCCUGGAAGUUAUUUGUUGAGGAGGCAGGAAGUGUGGUGCUGCAGCCAAGCAUAGAAGAAACUGCAAGAGAGGUCUUGAGAGAGUGUGGGGGCCUACCACUGGCCAUCAGAACAGUUGGAAAAGCCAUGAGAGACAAGGGCGACGUUGGUCUGUGGCGGAGCGCCUUGAGAACACUGCAGGAAUCUUCUGGCGAGAUUGCUGGUAUGAAAUCCGAAGUUUUGGAGAGCUUAAAACUUAGUUUUGAUCACUUGGACGAUGCUACCAAAAAUUGUUUCUUGUAUUUAUCUUUGUUUCCUGAGAACGAGAUCAUUUUUACAUACUUCUUGAGCGUGAAUUGGUAUCUGGAAGGUCUGAUAGCCGAUGUAGGUGAUUUCAAUGAAGUUGAGAACAAGGGUGUUGCUGUCAUGAGCAAUCUUAAAGAUGCAUGCUUGUUGGAAAGUGGUAAUUAUGCUCGAAAUGUUAGGAUGCAUUGUGUCGUCAGAGACAUGGCUUUGUGGAUUGCAUCAUCAAGAGAUGAGCCUAUGUUUUUGACGAGAACAGGUCCUGGAGUACAUGAGCCGCCAGAAGAAGAAGAAUGGGAGAAAGCCAAGAGAAUAUCACUCAUGAGAACUUCUAUAGACAGGCUCCCAGAAAAGCCAAUUUGUCCCCAUCUGCUAAUUUUGAUGCUAGAAGGAAAUCAGAGGCUUACACGGAUCCCAAGUGAUUUCUUUCAAUCCAUGGAUGCAUUGCAGAUACUUAAUCUCAAUAGGACAGGAAUUGCUUCAUUGCCAUCUUCCGUGUCUUCGUUGAAAAAUCUUCGUGCACUCUAUUUCUACGCUUGCAAAAUGUUGGAGGAUGUAGAGGUGGUUGGACAUCUUUACAAUCUUCAAGUGCUGGAUCUGUAUUUGACUGCUGUUAAAGAGCUACCUGAAAGUUUUUUGAAUUUGCAGAACCUGAAGAUACUAAGGUUGGGAUUCACACUCAAUCUCAAGAAAAUUCCACCUAACCUGUUUGCUUGUUUGCCAAACUUAGAGGUACUGAACAUGUAUAGAAGCUAUGGAUACUGGCAAACAAGAUCCGAUGGUAAAAGGACAGACGAGUUUCUGUAUAGGCUAAACUUGCUGGACUUGGCGAACUUAGCACAUCUCGAUGCUCUAGACAUCACCAUCGAUAACAGCGGCGAAAGCCUUGAAUGGCUUCUAAACAGUAGUUUGGUAGAUCGUCUUGAAGGAUUCGCCAUAGAGAGUUGUGCAAACUUCAAGGGAAUCAGUUUAUUUCAGGCAUGCAAGUUAACAAGGUUGCGUGCACUUUCAAUGCUCUCAUGCCCAGAAUUAGAGGAAAUUUUAAAUGGAAUCGAUGCUAAGGAGGUCAUAUUUCCAGACCUGCGCUUGCUUCAGCUGGAGGCGCUACCAAAACUAGAGCGCAUUUGCAUAGGAACUGAAGGCCGUAUAAACUUCCAAAAACUAGAAAAGUUGACAGUUAAAGGUUGCAAUAGGUUGAAAAGCUUAUUUUCUUGUGCAUCACUGAAACAGUUGCAGAAUCUAAACUACGUUGAGGUAUCUGACUGUAGUGAAAUGAAGGUCAUAAUUGAAGGCCAUGUUAGGGAGGAGGCAGUUCUCCCUAAAUUAACAGGCUUCAGUCUGUGUAACUUGCCAAAAUUGUCCAUCAUAUAUGAUGGUACCUCAGCAUUGCAUUCUCUGGAAUUCGUUGAUGUAAGCAAAUGUCCAAUGCUAGAGAAGCUCCCUUUGGAUCCCAAGCAAUCUAGGAGAUUGAAAAGUAUAAGGGGAGAGAAGGACUGGUUGGAUAGACUGAAGUGGGAAGACCCAAGUGUCAUGGCUGCCUUCCAAUCCUCCUUUGAUUAUGAUGAUUGAAGAAAUCGAGUGAUAAACGAGGCAGACAAUGAUGAUUCUGUAUUCUGUCACCUGCUGCAUUUCGUUAGUAUCCUGCUAGGGUCCAUGCAUCUUCUCUACGUGUGUAAUUCUAUUAAUGUGUAUGCUUGUAACAAAAAAGUUCAUAAUGUUAAUCUGAGUGGUCGUGAAUGAAAUUUAGUGCUUUGUAUUACCUUAA